This is a messenger RNA of Papilio machaon (common yellow swallowtail), 6346 nucleotides long. RefSeq names its product integrator complex subunit 1 (gene IntS1). The coding region runs from base 131 to 6124 and encodes 1997 amino acids. The record is from RefSeq and is a predicted model, not a curated record. Lineage: Eukaryota; Metazoa; Arthropoda; Insecta; Lepidoptera; Papilionidae. Gene Ontology annotation, cellular component: integrator complex. The transcript is spliced from 36 exons. Gene Ontology annotation, biological process: U2 snRNA 3'-end processing.
UUAUGAUUUAAUAUUAUAUAUUGAUUGGUGUUAAGUGAUAAAAAAGAUCUUAAUUCAAUUUCCGAUUAAGACGCUUUGAAAUGUUGAUAAAGUUACUUUGUUAGUAAAAGCUACCAUUAAAAAAAUCGUGAUGGAAAGAGGUAAAAUGUCAUCGGCAGGCCGUGGGGCCAAAAGUAAGGCCCCGCAACAUCCCCAGGAUAUCUUCGCCCUUGGCAGCAAGUCCACGGUAGUAGUCUCUAGAGAUUCUGAAAAAAGAAAUAUACACAAGCCCUCUACAAGUGGUGUGGAAAGAAAACGAGAAUCAUCAGGGUUUGGUAGUCAGCCCCCUAGCAAGAGAUCCCGUAUAGGCUCACCAGCUGAGACAGUUGGAGGUGCCUCAUUAGAUGUGGAGCCUGUUGAUUUAGUGCCCAAUGUUCUUCAAGCAUUGGACACUCAUAAUUCAGAUAAAUUAUUGGGAUUGUUAACUGGAUCGAUUCGUUUGCUCAAAUCUCAAAGAUCCAAGGCUGAUAUAAUCCUCUGUAUGAGUCUGCUGUACCUUACAAAAAUAAGACCGAACAUGUUUGCCCAUGAGACAGUCACCCAGAGUCUCUGUACAUUGCUGAAGAGAGAGCAAGGAGCCGCUUUCAAAAACAAAGGAAAUCCUCUUAUCUUUGUGUUAGCUUGUAACAUGUUGUACGCAGGACAUAAGGAUAGUUCUAAUUGGCCUGAUACUUUCAUUAAGGUGUACAUUGAGGAUGCCCUCAACGAACGCUGGUGGGUGGACUGCUCCUGGUGCAAGUGUUUUGUGGAAAACAUUGUCACUGCUUUCAACACUAAGCAGCCCCCUUCACAUCUCAUACCUUCCGAUAAUACUUUGGGUACAAUGUCACCAUCAGGGUCGGGCUCACCGCUGAUGGGUAGUGCGGAUGAUGACAACGAGACUGACCUCGAGUACACCGUAUCACCAAGAUACACAAGCAGUUAUGAAACAGUGGAGGCAAUGGUGCUGGAGGCCAUUAAAGAACAAAUACAGCGGCGCACUGCUCCAGACACCAUCGGCAAAGGCUUUCUCAAACUGUUGUCCGCUACAUGUGGAUUCCCUGAGAUACGUAUGAUAGCUGCGUCUCGGUUAGAGGCAUGGCUGCACUCAGGUAAGCUGUGGCGAGCGGCGCAGGAGUUGCUCGCGUAUGUGUGCGCGAAUGCGGCCGCCGCUGGGCCCAGUGCGGCGCGCGACCAUGAGGUGCUGGCACAGCUAGCCCGCAUGCGACUCAAGACUAAACCACUACAGGCUGCAUAUCAAGCCUGUCUGAGGGAGAUGGUAUCAGACAGUCCGGCGUUACUGCGUAGCGUGGUUACCCACACGAUUUAUAAUGAAUUGUCGAAUGCCCGCUCGCCUAACAAUAUGGCCGUACUCGCCGCGUUAGUCCACGCCCAGCCGCAGCUCGUACCUGCCGCCAUUGCGGAAACUUACCAGGAGUUAUUGUUUCGGACGGAGGACUAUCUGAGACCGAUGCGUGCAAUGCUACGCGAAUGCGUACGCGCAGCGCGCUCUGAAACGCAGGCGUUGUUACCGCUUGCUGCCGCGCUCGCAGCGCCCCCGCAACAUGAACCACCACAAGAGAUCCGCGAGCGCGCUUUCCAGUCGUUAGCGGACUUGUUCGCAUGCUGCUGUGUGGUGACGGCGGCGCACAGCAAGCACGCGCCUGAGUACCGCGCGCAGCUGUGUGCUCUGCAGCAGCAUGCGCUUGCCUGGCUGCUUGACACCGCGGUACCUGUCUACCGACCCGCCAGGCAUGACUACCAGCACGCACUUAACAAGAUAAUGUUCGUGGAGGCUGUGGAGGUGUAUAGCAAGGCUGACAACUGGCCGCCGGAGUCGGAGCGAGCUCUCUGCUACAGGCUAUGCUGUGAAGCACCUCUGCCACAGAACACACUUCUCAGACUUAUUUUUAUCGGACUCUCCAAGGAUAUUCCAGUAUCUCCUGCGGAGGUGUUCGAGCUGGUGGAACAGCUGGUGCGGAGAGCGUGCGCGCUGCCAGCUGACGAUCUGCCGCUGCAGGUCGACAAGCUGGAAAUCGUCGACUACAUCUUCCAGCUGUGCCAGUUCCAUCCGCCUGAUAAUAUCACACUACCAGCAGGAUACAGUCCGCCAGCGCUGGUGAUAACAUCGCUGUACUGGCGCGGCUGGAUACUGCUCACAAUGCUUGCAGCGCACAACCCUCAGGGUUUCGCAGAGCGUGCCGCCGCCACCUACCCCACAUUGCGAGCUCUCAUAGAGAUGUGUAUCACAGGUAAGCCCAGUAUAGAGUGGAGUACGAGUGCCGCUGGUGAGGCGGAGCGGCUGGAGGCGGAGCGCGCGGCCAUCCUGCAGCUGGAGACACACCUCGCCAGUGCCAGCAACUCCAAGCUGCCUGUCACGGAGCACACUUCGAGACUGCUCAGUCAGUUAUCAUUGCUGGACGCUCUGGGACCAGCACGACGUCCACCGAGUGGUGUGGCGGAAGCUCUGGCGGCGUUGAGCACACAGCUGCGGCUGGGCCGGCUGCUGUGCCGGCAGCCCGCGCUGCUGCUGCAGCUGGUUGAGAGACAUGGCACACGCCGCGCUAUGCCCUGGCUACACCAGCUGCUGAAGCACGACCAGCUGGAACUCAGUGUGCUGCCGGUGCAAUGCUUGUGCGAGUUCCUGUCUGCGGGUGGUGCAGGGGGUGGUGCAGGGGGCGGGGCUGGAGGUGCAGGGGGCGGGGCGAGCGAGGCGGGCAAGGCGGGCGAGUUGUGUGCGCACUUGCGCCGCACGCUGGCCAGUGAGGAGGGCGCGCGCGCAGUUCUGCACUACUACAUGCAGCGUCUCGCGCACUCGCACAAACACACUCGCGCCGCCGCAAAUAGGGGUCUCAAACUAGUGCUGUCGCAAUCCGAAGAUACCGCGGAGAUGGACUAUAAUGCGGAUGUUAGCCCCGAAGAGUGGUUGGGGUUGCUGUGGCAGUUGCGGCAUUGGGGUGCGGUGAGGGGGGAGGCUGUGGCGCGAGUGCGGGCCGCCUGUCUGGUGGAGUGCGCGCCGCGACAUCUGGCGGCGUACCUCGCCUUCCUUGCGGACCACGUUGAUGCCACACCGGAACUGGAUCAUACGGAUAUCGUGCUUGAUUUAAGCCAAGUGCUGAUGGAGCGUACGACGGUGACCCACUGCGUGCUGCCGCCGGUGGAGAGUCGCGAGGCUGGGGGCGCGCGCGACGACAGACUGCGCGACCAGCAUCGCGCGCUGCACUCACUCACGCGCAUACUGCACGCGCAUCUCAGACAAGCGAUCCGCAGUGGCGUGGAGGAUGAGGAGGAGGAGGCAGAGGGCGGGGAGGAUGGUGGUGAGGGGUGGGGCGGCGGAGAGCGUGUGCUGCUACAGUGGUCGGGCGGCAGACGCGCGCGCCUGCACGUCGUGCUCGUGCACGCGCACCUCAAGCUACUCUGCUACGGACCUUCCAUAUACGACACAAACCAGGAGAUGUACUCGUGGCUGCAGUCAAUGUGGGUGGGUGGUGAGGGCGGGGCGUGGGGUGCGGCGGGGGCGGGGGCGGACGAGACUCUGCUGCCUGAUUGGCUGCGGCUACACCUGGUGCGCUCGGCACGCCCUCCACUGCUGGAGGCGGGCCUGCGCGCUCUGCCUGCACACAAGCUUGCACUCUUCAUACAGACCUUUGGCAUGCCCGUCGCUUCUAUGAGUGCUCUGCUGGGUGCACUGGACGCGUGUCCUGCAGGCGCAGUGGUACGUCUGGGUGUAGAGCGAGGCUACAUGGCGCAGCUGCUGACGGUGCAGCGAGCACGCGGUGCUACUGGUGGUGCGGCCUUCGCUGCAGCACUCGGUCUGCAGCAGCCACAUCUGCCACCAGACGACACACAGUUCGCGGAGGAGGUGUUACCCGAGGAGACAGAGUCAGUGUGGGACAUGGUGGGGGUGGGGGGCGGAGUCUCCGCCAAGCCGCGUCUGGAGCCCGAGCACGUGCCGGGACUGCUGGCCGCCGUGUACGAUGCCCAGGAUUGUCACUUCGAUGUUGACACAGCAUGCACACAACUCAAUGCCUUUAUAGCAGAGGAGGGUAGUCGUGGUGAGGAAGGGCAGUAUACACGAGCCGCGUGCGGUUUCCUGAGGGGUGUGUCGCCGCACGCACUGCCGCGCCGCCCCGCACACUCUGCGGCCUUGUUGCGUACACUACACGCAGCCAAACCGCGAGCACUGCCUGAGAUAGCUAGAUCUCUGCUGUCUGCGGGCAAGUGUGUGUCUGGUGCUGUGGGGGAGCUGUUGCAGGCGGCGGCGGGGGCGGCGCCCGAGGCCCGCGCCCCUCACCUGCCACACAACACCACCAAGGAACACCUCGUCGCAGCACUUGAAGCGACCACGCCAAGGAAUUUGGAGGCGGUUGGUAACCACAUCAUAGAGACUCAGGACACGCAGAUGGUGGUUGAAGUCAUCUCCAUACUGCUGGAGAAGAGUCAAGAGGGGCAUUACGAAACAAAGGUGAAGUGUGAGACUGAGGAGGAGGAGGAGGCAGGUGCACACGUGUUCUCACGACGUGGGUUGGGCUGCGGUCUGCUGCUCGACUGGCUGUCGGAGCUGCAGCGUGAGACCCUCGGCAGACAGAUGAAAUUAAUGUUCGUCGCUGGAGGCGCCCCCUGGCGGCCAUUGUUAGUCACACUACUGGCACACCGCGCUUCCUGGAAGACUCUCCAUUCAUGUCUUACCACUUUGUUGGAACCGCAAGGUGGUUGGUCUGCGAGUGCUGUGUUGGACUUUGCAGCAACGUUGUCAGGAAGUCCUCGUGUAUGGCAAGGUCGAGAUCGCGCAACUCCUAAACACUACGAACCCGAAGAUACGCUGCAGCUCACGCACAAACAGCUGGAAGUACUUAUCGGGUACGUGGGUGCGGAGGGUGCUGCGGCGGGCAGUGUGGAGGAGGCGCGGCGGCGUGCGGAGGCCCGUCUGCCUCUCGUGCUGCGCUGCUGCGGUACUCCGCACGCCCUCCUCGCUGCAGCACUGGCCGCCGCAAGAGACCAUCCCUUACUACUUCUAUUGUUGUACAUGAAGGUGCCAAAGAUAGUGCAACUGAUGCAAGAGAGCGAGGAUCGCGCUGUCAGGGGGGCGCUGCAGUCGCUGGAGGAGUUGGCGGGUGGUGUGGGGGGUGAGGCGGUGCGAGCUGCGCGCGCAUCUACCUGCGCCACCGACCGCGUGUCGCACGCUCUGCUCACCGCACUAGCUGCCGCUCAUCCACACUCUAAAGACCUUACACAAAGAGCUUGGCGUAUAGAAUCAUUGGCGCGUGCACUGUGGUCGCGCGUGCGAGGUGCGGGCACGCGCGCGCUGCCGCUGUGCGGGGCGCUGCUCCGCGGCGUGCGCGCUGAGCACACGCGUAACCCGCCGCACGCGCACCUCCUCGCAGCGCUAGAGGUGCUGCCUGACUCUGACCUCUUCUCUGACCCCGCCAGUGACGAGUUGUACGAGAUCUUGGAGUGUUUCCUGCACAUAAUGCGACAGGGAGAGACGGCCGCGCUGUCGCAGCGUGUGGCCGCGUUGAUGCGCCGCUUCGCCGCCGCUCGCCCUCAGCGUGCUGCCGCGUUCAUGCACGCGCACAGAGACACCAUCGCGAUGGUGCCGGCACUAGUUGGUGCGUGCACGGGCGAGGUAGCUGCACCUGCGUCGGCAGCACCACCCCCACAAGCCCUGCUGGCGUUGCAACGACGAACUGCGCCACCGGACGAACUUGCAACACACGUGCAGGAGAUAGAGGCGUGGGGCGUGAGACGGGGCGGGGCGUGGGGUGGGCGGGGCGUCGCGGAAACACUGCUGCGGGCCACAGCGCCGCUGGCAGCUUCGCCGCAUGGCCCACUGCGCACUGCUGCACUCUCACUGCUCGCCAAGCUGCUGCCAGCUGCACCAGACUCCACGCCCGGUCUUCAAGCGAUCAUGGAAUGUCUAGACUCGAAUCAACCUGAGGUGGCGCAGUCUGCACUUGACAAGAUGUCGGAGCUGAUAGUGGGCGUUCAAGAGCACGCUGGCCGCAUCCUGGCGCGUGUCUUCGAGCUGGGGAUGCGCUCCCGCCUGCCAGCCGAGCUGUGCAUCGCGAGGUGUGUCGCCGCUAUCAAUCUACAGAGAGGUUGCUGAAAAAACCGAUUGCCCGUGUAGAGGCGGGCAAUAAAUCCAAGUGAACAUUGUGAAAGUGUUGUUGAAAUCCUGCUCGAAGGACCAGUAUAUUGAAUAUAUGGAUAGUGACAUUUGUUAAUGAAUUUUUAUAGUGUUAGUAAAAAAACAAAUCUGAUUGAGUGGUAAAAAAAGUAUCAAAUGUUUUAUAUAAAACAAAAUGUGACAAUUAUGGAUUGUUAAAGU